This is a messenger RNA of Paraglomus brasilianum, 3537 nucleotides long. NCBI's taxonomy places the organism in Eukaryota, Fungi, Glomeromycota, Glomeromycetes, Paraglomerales, Paraglomeraceae. The record is from the annotation of a GenBank genome assembly.
AUGGAAGAGUUUGCCUUGAGCGAGGAACUCGAAAAACUUCAGGAGGAAAAUUAUUAUCUCAAGACUCUAGCCAAUCUAAGAGAAGCCGACUUGAUACAAAUCAGUAGGGAACUACAGAGCUGUCUUGAAAAGGUAGAAGAAGACCCGCAGAACAUAUUCAACACUCAGUUAUUUGCACGCUUGAAAAGCAUUACAAAAAAAUUCAGCAAUCUGAAACCACCGCAGAUAUCUCAACUUAUUAAUAUAAUAAUCACAGGCCUUGCAACUGAAUGUGAGAACACAUCAGGCGAUCUUCAAGCCAAUGAUGAUCAGACAUUUGACAGUCACCGACAAGCACUCAAUAUGUGGAGCUUUUUACUCGGUUGGGCUACAUAUUUAGCAGAAAACAAAGCACAAUCAAAGCAGAAUCAGAAAGAGACUGGAGAAUUCACUAGCAGAUCGGGCCGACGCGGAAAAGAACGAAACAAUGAACCGAGUCAAUGGAAUUGGGAUGAACAAAGAAAGGCUACCUUGACUGUGAUGGUAAACGUAUUGAAAUUGAAUCUUGAAAGUAUAUGGGUUAUGAAACAGGAAUUGGAGACUUUUGUUGGAAUAUUUACAAAGACAGUUUUCCUAAUAUUGGAAAGUCCACUAAAUAUCAAAGAUCAAUCGACCAAAAUGCACUUGUUUGAAAUACUAGCCAUCUCGACGAAAAACUAUAAGCAAACCUUUGCAAUAAAAACCUCCAUCCUCCAACAUCUUCGCUAUUACGAACACAUGCCGGAACCAACGGCCGAGCUACUCGGAUAUUUACAUAAUAAAUACACGUACACACAAUUAACUGACGAUAUACUAAUGGAAAUUGGUGAUGCUGAUCUAUCAGUUCAAGACAAGACUGGUCCAAAGCAGUUUUCUAAAUUCUUGGUGAGACUGUCAGAAGUAGCGGCUAGCCUUGUACUGAGGCAAUUAGUACAUGUGAUGAAGCAUAUGGACAGUCCGGUUGGUCCGAUGCGUGUGGCUGUCAUUGAGAUUACUGGAAAUCUUAUUGAGCAUCUGGCAAAUAGAGAUGAACAGACAGAGUCGGAUAAAGAGACUUUGAAUAAUCUUUUUAAUAUAUUAAAACAGCGUUCUCUGGAUCUUAAUGGAUUUGUAAGAGCAAAAGUGAUGCAGGCCUGCAUUAAAAUAUGCGACCUAAAGGCGAAGUUUCCCAAAGCGAGGCAGCAUCUGGUAGAUCGGGCAAUCCAAUGUCUGAAAGAUAAGAGUGUAAUUGUACGCAAAUACGCUAUACAAGCACUGGCAAAAUUUAUCCGAACUCAUCCAUUCGGUAUGGUCUAUGGUGGGGAACUUCGAUCGCAACCAUGGAAGGACGGGUUAGCGAAAAUCAAUGAGGAUUCUUCGUCUAUAGAACCUCCCGAGGAGCUUUCUCAUAUUACACAGGAGUCCCCUCCGUCAUCUCCACUCGCUGAUGCCCAAUCAUCCCGUCCCUCAUCGCCAUCACCAAUAUCUUCCAACGUUUCUCCAGAGUACUACGAAAAACUCAACUUAACCAAAAGAUAUUAUGCCGAUGCCUUGCGUUUCAUCGAAUCGCUUUCAACGGCUAUACCAACAUUAUUUCAGUUAUUGGACUCGAUCAAUAAAUCUGAAGUUAUUGAAACUAUGGAGUUUUUUGUUGCAGCCUAUCAGUACAAAUUGGAUCGCGCCGAAGAGGGAUUGACAAAAAUGCUACAUCUGAUAUGGUCACGAGAGACAGAUGAAGGAAAGAGUGUAAAGAAGAAGUUGAUAGAAUGUUAUCAAAAUGUUUAUAUAUCAACUGGAGAAGGUGCUGCCGAGAUAGAAAGAGUUGAGCAAACAGUUCGGAAUCUUGUUAGAUUGGCCGAUACAACCUCUGUUGCAAAAUUAACUUCCCUCGAAGAGCUCUUUAGCACAAUGAUGUCAACAGAACUUAUAUCACCCGAAGUAAUAGAAAGACUCUGGACUGUUUAUGCUGCAUCAAAUUCUCAAACCAGUGCAAAAGAACGUCGAGGAGCUAUGAUGGUGCUUGCGAGUUUGGCAAAAGCAAAGAAGGAGAUUAUCUCAGAGAAACUAAAUGUAUUGCGUAAUAUUGGACUUAGUUCUGCUGGAAGGCAAGAUCUCGUGUUGGCAAGAUAUACUUGCAUUGCAUUGCAGCGUCUUGCCGGAGAGGCCAAAAUCAAAGGUUCACCACGGGAUGAAUCCACAAGAUUACCCGUAUCACAUCCGAUAUUUGAAGAUCUCCGCAAUAUACUUGAGAUACACACAAACUCCAAUCAAUGGUAUCCUCUCGCCGAACAAGCGAUAAAUGCCAUUUAUGUCCUAUGUAAUAACCCAGAUAUUCUAUGCGGAGAAAUCAUCAAACAAAAGACGAUUUUCGUCUUUAAACUAGAUGACGACAGUUUUAGGGAUGAACCGAGUACAAGUGAACCUGUCACAGUUAAUACGACACAAUUGAGUCAGUUACUGUUUAUUGUUGGACAUGUCACUCUCAAACAACUUGUGCAUCUCGAGACUAUCGAAGCUGAAUGGAAAAGACGGAAACAGUCGGGCGAAACGAAAGAUAAAAAUCACGUUGAAGAUGAAUUAGAUCAAAUUGUUGGAACAACAGAGGAUGAGUUUAGUGAAAUGAUAACACAAAUACGGGAAUAUGAGCUUCUAUAUGGGGCCAAUUCGUUAUUGGGCGAAUUCGGAGGAUUAGUGGCUAAAAUCUGUGCCAACAGAAAGGUCUUUAAUGACAAUAUGUUGCAAUUUUCUGCCACACUGGCUCUAGCCAAAUUUAUGUGUGUCAGCUCGCAGUAUUGUGAAACGUAUUUGCCUCUACUGUUCAAUGUGCUUGAGAAAUCAAAUGACGAUACCCUUAGAUGCAAUAUAAUAAUUGCGCUGGGAGAUUUGGUUGUUCUUUUCAACAACAUCAUUGAUCCAGAGAUUAAUGUUUUAUAUGAGCUGCUUGCGGAUGAAAGCUUAGAGAUCAAGAGGAACGCUUUGAUGGUUCUUACACACUUGAUCCUCAAUGGAAUGAUCAAGACCAGAGGACAACUUGGUGAGAUGGCCAAAUGCGUGGCGGAUGAGAACAGCAGAAUUAGCAAUCUUGCUGGACAAUUUUUCACAGAAUUAGCCAAGAAGGAGAAUGCAGUAUACAACAAUUUGCCAGAUAUUAUAAGUAAUUUGUCACGUGGUGAAAAUGCAGUGGACGAAGACUCGUUUAAAAGAAUAAUGAAAUUCUUGUUUAGAUUUAUCGAAAAGGAUAAACACUCUGAAAACGUCAUUGAGAAGUUAUGUCAAAGAUUCAAAAAUCUUGAUGAUAAGCGACAAUGGAGAGAUAUUGCUUAUUGUCUCUCUCAAUUACAAUACAAACACGAUGGCAGUGUCAGGAGAUUAGUCGAGGGCUUUCCUAAUUAUCAAGACAAAUUACAGGAUACGGACGUUCUCAAACACUUUCGCGAAAUCGUGAAUAAGCUAAAGGCACGAAAGGAACAGUCCACAGAGAUGAAGCAGUUCAUAGAGGAAUAUGAAGCAAAGGUGAAAGCGUGUGAAGUAACGUCGUGA